GUAGAAGCUUACUAAUUAAAAAAAAAACCAUUCCUUUUUGGAAGAUAAAUUCUAGGAAAGUAGCGACUCAAUAGUCAAGAGAAUGAAAGCAAAGAACAACAAAGUUAUUUGACACCACACACUCGUAUGCAUAAAUACGCAAAACCCCAAAGAACUUCUUCAACUUCUCUCCUCAACUUUUAAGUAUUCCACACAUACAAACACACACACACACUUGACUUUUCUCAUAUAAUUUCGACAGCUCGUGAAGGACAAAGACAUGGAGCCUUCUCGGAGGAGAAUGACCAGAGACAUGUUGCUUCUAAUCGUAACGAUGGCAUGGCUCGUAACCGGAGACGAAGGAGGCAUAAAGCAAGAGGAGCGACUGUUUAAUCUUGGGAAGCUUGAGAUGUUCGUUGACAAGCUUCCUCAUAUACCAACACUUCAUGGCUACCACUUCGUCAAUGGCUUCCUCAAACCCAAAUCUCUUCACAUAGGCAUGUUCUUCAAGAAAUGGAAAUUCCACAGAGACUUGCCUGCCACGCCAGUGUUCGCAUAUGGUACAUCAAAGCGUUCAGCAACAGUUCCUGGACCAACAAUAGAAGCUGUUUAUGGCGUCGACACCUACGUGACGUGGCGAAAUCACCUCCCUUUACAUCAUAUCCUCCCUUGGGACCCAACAAUCUCUCCGGCAAUCCCUAAACACGGCGGCAUUCCCACGGUGGUUCACUUGCACGGAGGUAUCCACGAACCAACUAGCGAUGGAAAUGCAGAUUCAUGGUUCACCGCUGGUUUCAAAGAAACUGGUUCCAAAUGGACCAAAAAGACUACACAUUACGUCAACAAGCAACAACCUGGAAACAUGUGGUACCAUGACCACGCGGCAGGGUUGACCAGAGUCAACCUUCUUGCCGGUUUGUUAGGCUCUUACAUUCUCCGUCAUAGCUCAGUCGAAUCGCCUCUUCGGUUACCUACCGGACGCGAAUUCGAUCGUCCUUUGGUCAUCUUUGACCGAUCUUUUCGUAAAGAUGGUUCCAUUUACAUGAACGCUACAGGGAACAAUCCAACGAUUCAUCCACAAUGGCAGCCAGAGUAUUUCGGCGACGCCAUCAUUGUGAACGGUAAAGCAUGGCCGAGAUUAACCGUCCGCCGCCGGAAAUAUAGAUUUCGAAUCACAAACGCUAGUAACGCAAGGUUCUUCCGGUUCUUCUUCUCCAACGGUCUCGACUUCAUUGUCGUUGGUUCCGAUUCCGCUUAUCUAGCGAAACCAGUAUCGACCAAAUCUGUUCUCCUAGCUCCGUCGGAGAUUGUCGACGUACUCGUUGACUUUUCAAAGUCAACAUCGAAAACGGCAAUUCUUGCCAACAAUGCACCUUAUCCUUACCCGUCGGGAGAUCCCGUCACGGAAGAGAACAGCAAAGUCAUGAAGUUUAUAAUCAACUACAAAUCAGAAGUUGACACGUCGAUUAUUCCGAAGAAGCUAAUUGAAUACCCUCCUGCUCAUGUAUCAACCUCCACACGUACACGUUACAUUGCUAUGUUCGAGUAUGUGUCAAGCAUUGACGAGCCAACACAUCUAUACAUCAACGGUCUGCCUUACAACGCUCCCGUAACCGAAACUCCAAAAAUCGGCACAAGCGAGGUGUGGGAAGUGAUAAACUUAACCGAGGAUAACCAUCCGUUGCACAUUCACUUGGGAUUGUUUAAAGUAUUGGAGCAAACGGCAUUGGUGAAGAGUGAGGAGUUCAUAGAGUGCAUGACUAAAAGAAACGAUGCCGUCAAGUGUGAGAUUAGCAAAUACGCACGAGGGAACAAGACCGCGGUUACGGUACACGAGCGGGGAUGGAAAAACGUAUUCAAGAUGAUGCCGGGACAUGUAACGAAGAUACUCGUUAGAUUUUCUUACAUUCACUCAAACGAAUCUUACUCCUUUGACGCAACUCAAGAGCCAGGCUAUGUUUACCACUGUCACAUAUUGGACCAUGAAGACAAUAUGAUGAUGAGGCCCUUUGCAAUGGUGCUAUAAUUCUAAAACGAAAACAAUUUACAAUUACGAGUGCAGAAUACAAACGAGUUGAUAUAGAUUGAGAUUUCAGAUUACAUAAAUAUCUUAUACAGAAAGUGUUAAAAGAUAAUUCGAUUGGAUUGAUGUUAUAUCUCUAUCAUUGUUUUUCACUUGGCCUCGGAGAUUAGAAGCAGCUUGUUAAUGGGCUUUUAACAGUUACGGGCUUUAACGGGCCCAAUAACAAAACUCUUUUGCUUCUUAUAUGAUUUUGGAGUAGAUGGUAAGUGAGAUAGGGAAGUGGUGAGUGAAAUUAGAAAAUUCCUCGUAUACAAAGUCCUAACCACCAGUCAAAUUCAAUUGAAUGCUCCCAUGUUUCUCCCUUAUCUGUUCCUGAACCUACACUCUUUAAUUUCAUGGUUUCCUAUUUUCUCUUAAUUUGUUUAUUUUCAUGUCAUAUUCGGAAGCUUCAGAUAUUUUAUCAAAUAAUGCAUCCAAAU
Messenger RNA from Arabidopsis thaliana (thale cress), 2481 nucleotides. It is a transcript of the gene LPR2, whose product is annotated as Cupredoxin superfamily protein. NCBI's taxonomy places the organism in Eukaryota, Viridiplantae, Streptophyta, Magnoliopsida, Brassicales, Brassicaceae. Gene Ontology annotation, cellular component: endoplasmic reticulum membrane. The record is from RefSeq and is marked reviewed. Gene Ontology annotation, biological process: cellular response to phosphate starvation; meristem maintenance. The coding region runs from base 260 to 2005 and encodes 581 amino acids. The transcript is spliced from 4 exons. Gene Ontology annotation, molecular function: oxidoreductase activity; copper ion binding.